This is a messenger RNA of Durusdinium trenchii, 2130 nucleotides long. The record is from the annotation of a GenBank genome assembly. NCBI's taxonomy places the organism in Eukaryota, Dinophyceae, Suessiales, Symbiodiniaceae.
AUGAAGGCUGGCGUGGUCACCGGAGACCUGGCUUGGGCUCUCUUGCAGCAUGCCAAGGAACACAAGUAUGCCAUCCCAGCUUUCAACUGCACCAGCUCCAGCACCAUCAACUCUGUCCUCGAAGCGGGCAAGGAACUCAACCGUCCAGUGAUGAUCCAGUUUUCCGAGGGAGGCUCUGCCUUUGUUGCAGGAAAGGCGCUGCCAAAUGAGAAGGGCAAGCUGCAGGCUUCAAUCCUUGGAGCUGUUGCGGGUGCUCACUUUGCACGCGCAGUGGCUCCGGCCUACGGCAUCCCGGUCCUCGUGCAUUCGGACCACUGCGCAAAGAAGUUGUUGCCAUGGUUUGACGGUAUGUUGGAGGCAGACGAGGCAUACUUCAAGGAACAUGGAGAGCCAUUGUUCUCUUCUCACAUGCUGGAUUUGUCCGAGGAGCCAGAUGAGGAAAACAUCGCGAUUUGCGAGAAGUAUUUGAAGCGCAUGGCCCCCAUGAAGCUUAUUCUGGAGAUGGAGAUCGGGAUCACAGGUGGCGUUGAGGAUGGUGUCGACAACAGCGGAGCUGCUAAGGAGAAGCUGUAUUCCACGCCACAAGAUGUGUUCGCCGUCUACAAGGGCCUCAACCCAAUUUCUCCCAUGUUUACCAUUGCGGCAGCCUUCGGCAAUGUCCACGGAGUUUACAAGGCUGGCAACGUCGUUCUGAAGCCAGAGAUUCUGCAGGACAUGCAGGACUAUGCAAGGGAGCAGAUCAAGGCAUCCACUGGCAAGGACAUCGAGAGGCCACUGAAUUUUGUGUUCCACGGUGGUUCUGGAUCUGAAAAGCACCAUAUCGCCACUGCAUUGAAUGCUGGCGUUGUGAAGAUGAAUGUGGACACUGACACGCAGUGGGCCUACUGGGAAGGCUUGCUGAAGUUCUACAAAUCCAAGGAGGGUUACUUGCAAGGUCAGAUUGGCAAUCCAGAAGGUGAGGACAAGCCGAACAAGAGCUACUAUGACCCUCGCAAAUGGAUCCGCGAGUGCGAAGUGACCAUGGUCAAGCGUGUGAAGGACGGACUGCAGUGGUCCAUCAGAGCUGGCGUGGUAACUGGAGACCUCGCAUGGUCCCUGCUGCAGCAUGCCAAGGAGCAUAAGUAUGCAAUUCCGGCCUUCAACUGCACAAGCUCCAGCACCAUCAACUCAGUUCUUGAAGCGGGCAAGGAGCUAAACCGACCCGUUAUGAUCCAGUUUUCCGAGGGUGGUUCCGCGUUUGUUGCUGGCAAGUCCCUUCCCAAUGAGAAGGGAAAGCUACAGGCCUCCAUCCUGGGAGCUGUCGCAGGCGCUCACUUUGCCCGGGCGGUAGCUCCGGCUUACGGCAUCCCAGUCCUUGUGCACUCGGACCACUGCGCAAAGAAGUUGCUGCCAUGGUUCGAUGGUAUGUUGGAGGCAGACGAGGCAUACUUCAAGGAACAUGGAGAACCACUGUUCUCUUCCCACAUGCUCGACCUGUCCGAGGAGCCAGAUGAGGAAAACAUCGCGAUUUGCGAGAAGUAUUUGAAGCGCAUGGCCCCCAUGAAGCUUAUUCUGGAGAUGGAGAUCGGGAUCACAGGUGGCGUUGAGGAUGGUGUCGACAACAGCGGAGCCGCUAAGGAGAAGCUGUAUUCCACGCCACAAGAUGUGUUCGCCGUCUACAAGGGCCUCAACCCAAUUUCUCCCAUGUUUACCAUUGCGGCAGCCUUCGGCAAUGUCCACGGAGUUUACAAGGCUGGCAACGUCGUUCUGAAGCCAGAGAUUCUGCAGGACAUGCAGGACUAUGCAAGGGAGCAGAUCAAGGCAUCCACUGGCAAGGACAUCGAGAGGCCACUGAACUUUGUUUUCCACGGUGGCUCUGGAUCUGAGAAGCACCACAUCGCCACUGCUUUGAAUGCUGGCGUUGUGAAGAUGAAUGUGGACACUGACACGCAGUGGGCCUACUGGGAAGGCUUGCUGAAGUUCUACAAGGCCAAGGAGGGUUACUUGCAGGGUCAGAUUGGCAAUCCAGAAGGUGAGGACAAGCCGAACAAGAGCUACUAUGACCCUCGCAAAUGGAUCCGCGAGUGCGAAGUGACCAUGGUCAAGCGUGUGAAGGAGAGCUGCGCGGACCUUUCGAAUGUGAACGCUUAA